AUGGUUGAAACUGACAAGGGUCUCGAUUAUGUGGAGACCAGUAAUGACGAGGUGCAUGUUCAUGCGAAGCCAGAAAGGUUAAAAAUGGUUACCAAACUGUUGAUGGACAAUAAAUUUGGUCUCAUGGAUGAUUUAAACUAUACCAGGGCCCUUCCUGAAUCUUAUGAGAACAUGUUCUCACCAGAGGAUAAAUUUGGACAGCCUAAUGGCGACUCGAAUAAGAUACCAGGUGCUGAACAGCGACCUCCGAUACUAGCCAUCCCGAGGUCUACUAGGAUAAAAGCCGAGCGUGUGAGAAUAUACAUGGAUUUUUACUAUAAUGUAAUGGACAGAUGUAUCAACCUUGAGAGCCAUGAUCAUCAUCAUGAUGGUGUAGAAGGAGUGUACAAUCCUCUGCAAGUCAUAAGAAACAGGAAACUGAGGAAGAAAUACCGUGAAAUGCCUCCUCGCGAGUUAUUUGUACAGAAAGCCCCAGUUAUUGCCAUAAAACAGUUUUCAUCGAAGCCCAAUAAGAAAAUGCCCUGGUUCGUGGAAGUGAGCGAGCGAUCUAGUGAUCUGACCUGGAGGACGUCUCACUGGGAUGAACUAGUAGAUCCGCAUGGAAACCUCUGGUUCAGGCCGAAUAAAAGCCUGACCGCAAGCCCUACAAAGGAACAGCAUCGUCAUCACCGUCCACAUAUCAGACGUCGAACUUCUUCACAUUUGGAACUUCCAUCAAGCUCACCCUAUUAUAUGUCAGGCAUCAAUCCAAGCUCUCCGGAGCUACGAGGGCAACAUAGAGAUAGCGUGUCAGAUGUAAGUGCUUUUAGUCACUCUGAGUUGCCUAUGUCGCACUUGGUAGCUCCAGAGCCGGGAACCUCGCUGGACGAGAAUGAGAAAUCAAGGCUCAAUCGAUUCGAAAUGAUCAUAGGUAACAGGCCCAAACGAUGGUCAAAAUCUCCAAAUCUGCGUCGCAGAAGUCAUGAUUCUGUGGAGAAGCUUUCGUUACCUAUGUCUAAAGGAGAGUCUUAUAAUACCGGGACUUCUGAUCAUAGUCGUGCCAGUAGCACAAGCAUGGCCAAUAUUACGGGUAAUUCUUACAUGACGCCUAUGGAUCCUCAAGGCCCACGAACUACGUUGUUAAGUGCGCUGCCAAUCCGUCCUGUCAGGAGAAGCUCGCAGGAGAAGGAUGCUGUGCAUGUGGAGCAUGUUGAGUCUGGAAGAGGGCAGACUUAUGAGGACACUGAGUCUCUAGACCCACUAGAGCCUUUAAACAAGUCGGUGCAAACGGAUAAGCAACUGGAGAAAUUUUGGUGGGAUGCUAGAUAUAUGGCAGGCACUUUGAGGAUAAUGCAUCACCGACGGAUCACUCAUUCGAUCGUCAAAGAUUGGGGCAUUAGGAAGAGGAACAAGAUGCAAUGUGAUGAAAACAUGGAUAGUAUCCUUUCAGACACUUCCAAAGUUUUGGGGACUUACGACAGAGAGUUGGACAAGGCAUUCAAGAGAGGUAACUUGCUGGCAUCAAGUAUAUUGAAUGAUUACUCGAUGAGAGUGGAGACACUAAUUUCAACUACUGACAGAAUUCUCAGUGACAUAAACACUUCCCUAACUUUGAGGUUGAAGCUUUUUCAAGAGGAUGUCGAUAAAUUUGGGAACUUGAGGAUGAUGAGAGCGCAAAAACUGACCAAAUUUUUUACAGAAUCUUAG
Molecule: messenger RNA, 1686 nt
Organism: Torulaspora delbrueckii
Lineage: Eukaryota; Fungi; Ascomycota; Saccharomycetes; Saccharomycetales; Saccharomycetaceae
Gene: MTC4
Product: Mtc4p
Exons: 1
Coding region: 1-1686 (561 amino acids)
Source: RefSeq, a predicted model, not a curated record